Pantherophis guttatus is the source of this 4735-nucleotide messenger RNA. RefSeq names its product Ras association domain family member 5 (gene RASSF5). Gene Ontology annotation, biological process: signal transduction. NCBI's taxonomy places the organism in Eukaryota, Metazoa, Chordata, Lepidosauria, Squamata, Colubridae. Gene Ontology annotation, cellular component: nucleus. The record is from RefSeq and is a predicted model, not a curated record.
GGCAGGUCGCAGCUGUUGGGGCCGCCCGCCCGUUCGCCAGGGCCAUGGCUUCCCCGGCUAUCGGGCAGUACCCUUACCCGCUGCUGCUGGAUAAGGAACAGCAGCUCUUCCUGCAGAGCCUGAGCGCCAACGAACGGAAGAAGAUCCUCAAGCGCUCCGCUUCCAAUGACAUGAAGCAGCCGCCGCCGCUGCCGCCGCCGCCGCCGCCGCCAAGGCGGAGGCAGCCGCAGGAGCAAGAAGAGCCGCAGCCUCCCCGCGCUGUGGGGGCCGUGUCCCAGUGGGGCGCGGACGGAGGUAGCGGGCUGGAGAAGGGCGCUCUGAAGGCGGGACGCGCCGAGGCUCUGCGAGAGCGUCCUACGGAGAGCCGCGGGGCUUUGCCCUUCGCCUCCUGCCGCGGGAGGCCCCUCGGGACCGCGGUGGAAGCCGAGCGUGAGGCGCCCGUCGGGCAAGCGGCUGAGGACGGAGCCGAGGUUCGCGCGGCUCCCAUCCCGCCCGGAGAAGAGGCUGCGCUCGGGGCUCACUUAAUACCCCGGGAGCUGCCCGCUUCUCCCGGCCCCGCGGCUAAGCCUUCCCGCUCCGGCCAGCACCACCACCACCACCAGCGGCUCCGGCUGAGGUCCGGAGCUCCUCGCCUCCUGCCCGACGUGCGCACCAUUUUCGAGCAGCCGCGGGACCCCCGAGUGCGGGAGGAGAAGGGAGAAGGGCACCGCUUCGAAGGCUUCACUCUCUGGAAGGGCUGGUGCGACCUGUGCGGGGAGGCGGUGCAGCAGCGGGCGCUCCGCUGUGCCAACUGCAAAUACACCUGCCAUCAGGAAUGCAGAAGACUCAUCCAACUGGAUUGCAGCCAACGGGAAGGAGAGACCCACAACAAACCUUCACCAGAAAAUACCUUAACACAGAACUAUUGCCAGAAUGUAACAAAGACAGUGGAAGAAGCAAAACCUAAACCUCCUACUACCCAAGAGCUGAAAGAGAUGAUUAGCAAUUACAACUCAAAAGUCAACAAUUGCUUGCUGAUGAAGCUGAAUGAUGAUGGCACUUAUACAGGUUUCAUCAAAGUGCACCUAAAACUGAGGCGUCCUGUGACAGUCCCAGCAGGGAUUAGGCCACCAUCUAUUCAUGAUGCCCUCAAGGAAGUCAAUUUAGCUAACAUGACAGAGAAAAGAACAUCAUUCUAUCUACCCUUGGAUGCCAUCAAACAGUUACAUAUCAGCAGCACAACAACUGUGAGUGAGGUGAUACAGGGACUCCUGAAGAAAUUUAUGGUGGUGGACAACCCACAGAAAUUUGCACUUUUCAAACAGAUGGAGAAAGAUGGUCAAGUUCUUUCCCAGAAGCUUCCAGUCACAGAAUGCCCUUUGUACCUCCGGCUCCUAGCGGGCCCUGACACGGAUAUUCUGAAUUUUGUGUUGAAGGAAAACGAAACGGGAGAAGUUGAGUGGGACAACUUCUCCAUUCCAGAGCUACAGAAUUUUCUAGUAAUACUAGAAAGGGAAGAAAAAGACAAAAUCCAGCAAGUGCAAAAAAAAUACAACAGGUUUAAACAAAGACUGCAAGAGGCCUUGAAAGAAGCAAAUGGGAAGCCCGGAUAACCAAGUAUGGCUAGCAAAAAAACUCAAUUUUAGAGUCUAAAUAAAUAAUUAAAUAUAUUUAAAAGAAAUUAAAAACAAAACCGAACAACAACUUUUACUUUCUCAGGACACUUUUCAGUUUGGUUGUAACCCAAGCUUUGCUUAGAACUGGUAGAUACAGACAGGGGAACUGACCCUCUAGUACCAGAAGCGGUGGCUGCUUUUCCUUCUCCAUGGUCGCACUGCCUGGAAACUCUGCAACGAUGCUGAAUGUCUACUUUAUUGGUUGGUUUAUUGUACAAAUGUUAAGGCUGGAAUGAAAUGGCUAUCUCCCCUUCCUGCCAUCCUGAUACCUCACCUGUGGAUUUGUGUUAUGUGCAGUCGACAUGUAUAGUAAAGUGUUCUCUGUGAUCAACUCAUCCACAUAACCAUCAGCAAACAGAAGAACCUUAGUCUGAUAUAAGUGAGACACAUCAUAAAAAAUGCCAAACGUAUUGUUGCACAAGAAAAACGAACUGAACAAUUGCCAAGGAAGUGGCAGAAUAGCGGCAUGACUUCAGGAAUGGCUGUGGACAUGAGAAAGAGUACAUUUCUCGGAGGAAAAAAAAUCCCUCUGAUUUUAGGAUUCUGAUAUAAAUAGGGUGUGGCGUAGCCCUACAGUUGGAACCCGCUUUGCCCUAAUGCGGAACCAGUUCUGAAGGCUUUGGCAGCUGAUUGUUAUAUUUACCUUUAUUAAUAUACGUUGGAAGCAUUAGUCACAUGUUAUCCUAGAAUUUAUGUGAAGCCUCUGAAAGGAAAUAAUCUUGGGUGCUAUUGAGACUCAUAGUAGAAAAUGAGUUGCAAUUUGCAAUUGCUCAGCUUACUGGCUCUUUCACUUUGCAGGGUCAUGCCACCUGAUUAAAGGUGCAAGUUCCAAAUAGCUGGCUGUUCCGUUUCUGUUUUGGAAACCUGAACUGGAGAAAUAAAAAGUAAAUGUGACAAUAGAACAAAUAUUAUGAGAGAUGGGCAAUGCAUUUGAAAACAUGGGCAUUGUUAUCUAAGCUCUUAUAGUUAUAUAGAAUUUCCUGUUUGACUGAAUGCCUCUGAUGUAGUUGCAGGUGUAUGGGAACAACUUCUGCAAGAUGAUCUCCUGUAUUUGGAACCCGACUCUGAAUUAUGCACUCGCUUACAAUAGGGAUGGAUAAAUUGGGAAUAUAUAUGGCAACUUUAGGGUAGUCAGGCACAGUUUACAAAUGUAUUGGAUUGUCUCACAUUGGAGUGGCUGAUAAAACUGGCUGCAGUUUGCUAGAUGAUGUAGAAUAUAAGGCAUUAUUCUCCUGUUUAUAAGGUUGGGUGAGACAAAUGAUUCCUUCAUUGUUUUUCCUGCCCCACCCUUUUCUCAGUGUAGUUUCAACAAUAGUUCAUUGAGUCAAACUAGGUUUCAUGUAUUUCCCCUUUGAGGGCUAACUUAAUCAUGCAUUAGCCAUUUAAUCCAGCGUGUAACUGUCUUGACUUGGCUGACUGAGCAAACUCGAGGCUCCCUUUCCCCUGCAUUGCAAAUACUAGCCUGUUUUUUAAAACAAACAGGAUCAUUUUUCUUACAUUAAUUUGAUAAUUAAGCCAGUACCAAGACUCUAAUUUUAUUAGGCCAAGAGUUAAUCUGUUGUCAGAACCUGAUGAAGCCUUCUUUGAAGAUUCUUUAAGCAUAUUGGGAGGGGGGGCAUAUGAAGGGAAAAAGAUGUUUCCAGCUCUAGCAUUGCGGGGUUAUGCAUAGAGGUGUACCUUGCAAUAAAAAGAAAUUAAUCAAUCAGAAAAAGCAAGGAACAAAUUUAACUACUGUAUUUUUCGGUGUAUAAGACACGUUUCCCCCCCCAAAAGUGGGUGGAAAUGUCUGUGCGUCUUAUAGAGCAAAUGUUGCCGAAGCCCUGCCCACCCACCAGCCCCCACACUUCGGCCUCUGCCUCCCAGCAAUUUGUCUCCUUGCAGCAAACAGCCUGGUCAGCUUCAGCACAGCCUGAUUUAGCACAAGCAGCUGAAUGGCGGUUGGAUCUGCCUCCCGGAAUACCCCCUAUCAGCUGUUCCAGGCUGUGGGGAUUGCUGCCGCCCAUCACCACUGUCCUGCCCAUCGAUGCCUCCACGCCAUUUCCGGCCUAUGCGCAUCCCAUUUUUGGCCUGUUCCAGGUGGUUGGAAGCAGCAGCGGUGGCAGUCCCCACCGCCUGGAACGGGCCAAAAAUGGGACACCUGGAGGCCAAAAACAGGGCGCGUGGAGGCUUAAAAUGGGGCGUGCGGAGGCAGUGAUAGGUGGCGGCGAUCCCCGCAGCCUGGCAGAGGCAGACUUUUUCCCCUUAUUUUCCUCCCCAAAAGCUAGGUGCGUCUUAUAGUCCAAAAAAUAUGGUAAAUUCAUGCUGAAGCAAAGCUACACACCAUCUUCCUCAGGACUGUAGAAAUGAUUGAUGAAACAAAAAAUGUGAAACCCCAGGAGUUUUCAUGUCUGCAUAGUUAGAGAAAAGGAAGAGUGAAGCCAGUUUUCUUAAGUCAUUAAAGAUCUUCUCUCCAAGAGGGAUAAUAUAUAUACUGUUUUAUUUUCAUCAAAGAGGAAGGAGAACUAUUUCCUGCUCUUCCCUUUGGCAUGUCUUGAACAUUUCUAUAGAAGGCAUGGCUUCUUAUGCAAUUGAUGUUAAUGCUGCUGACUAAGCCUCCUGUAUAUAGGCAGGUGGUUGGGUUUUUUUUUAAAUAUUAUAUAGCUAGGGGCAUUAAGCUGAGGAAAAAAGAUGAUGCUUAGAAUGGGAGAGAAUGCAGAGCCGUUUGAUCUGUGGUAGAACAAAAGCCUUAGGUGUGGAGGCCCCUACUUAAAAAGCGCAGACUACUGCUAGCAGUGCCUUUGUUUAGUAUAUUAUGUUGCUUGCAUCUGUUUGUGUGUGUGUGUGUGUGUGUAUUUUUGUUCAGAAUGGUCAGCUACGAACACAUAUAUACAGUCUGUAUAGAAUGGAAUUAGUGAAAGCGUUUGUGGACAAAGUAAAUACAUUUUUGCAAUGCUGUAAGUUAUUUUUACUACUGUUUCAGCCCUGUGACUUUUUUUAAUGUCACCAUCUGACUUUUUUUUUAAAGUUCCUUCUCAAUUUGGUUAUAUGAUGCAAACUGUUGUAAGAAACUAUUAAAAAUAAAGGAUAUCUGAUAUAAAGAA